Papaver somniferum (opium poppy) is the source of this 849-nucleotide messenger RNA. RefSeq lists its product as uncharacterized. Lineage: Eukaryota; Viridiplantae; Streptophyta; Magnoliopsida; Ranunculales; Papaveraceae. The transcript has 2 exons. Bases 1 to 849 code for a protein of 282 amino acids. The record is from RefSeq and is a predicted model, not a curated record. Gene Ontology annotation, molecular function: protein dimerization activity.
AUGGCUCCAAUGGUAGAUGUUAUCAGACUGGUAGACACUGAAGAGAAACCUUCUAUGGGAUAUAUUUACAAGGCAAUGGAUAUAUGCAAGGAGAAAGCAAGCUGUCAGAAGAUCUUUGAAGAGGAGUCUAAGAUCCUAGCUGAACUUGUACCGUGUCGCACUAGGAGAGGGCGACUAGGAAGAGCCAAUGCCAUAGCUAGUAUCCAGUCUAUUGCACCUGUUGAGUGGUGGAUUACAUUUGGAAGUGAGAUUCCAAACUUGCAAAAGUUUGCGAAAAGAGUUCUUGGACUUACAACUUCAGCUUCCCCAUGCGAAAGGAAGUGGAAUGCGUUCAACAAUCUUCAUACGAAGAAAAGGAACCGUUUAGACCAUGCAAAGUUGAAUGAUCUUGUGCAUGUUCAAUAUAACAAGAGACUUAGGAAGCGUUUCGAAGAACGCGUAAUGGGGUCUGAGGUAGAUCCAAUUGUGCUGAAGCCAAUGGAAGAGUGUCAAGAAUGGCUAGAUCCUCAUGAUGCUAGAGAUGACCCUGUAGAAGGAACAGAUUUCACUUAUGGAAUACUUGAAGACGCUGAAGGAAGUGAAAAUGAUGAGCAUCCUCCUCCUCUUACUCGUCAGCAAACAUACAAACGACGUCGCACUAAUACAAAUGCCACCAGCCAACCAGAAUCAUCAUCAAGGGAAACAACAACAUCGGCAAAGACAACCACUCGUGCUCGUGCUCGUUCAUCACAAGUUCAGUUGGAUGACUCCGAGACUGAUGAGGAUGAAGAUAUUUUCCUUACCACUGAUGAUGAAGACUUCAAUGAUGGCAUUAGUUCUAGGGAUGAAGAGGACCUAUGGGGAAACUAA